GGUGAACUCUGUGAACCAUCUUAAGAUUGUAUGCCUCAGUAUAAAAAAAAAACUCAAGCACCUACAGAAGCCAAUUUGAUCCCUGUUUGAACCUUGGAUGACUUGGCAGGAAUCAUUUCCUUCCAGAAACGUGGUUAAUCGAGAAACUCCCCUCCAGACCAUCCCAGGUGUCGCCUACUCCUCUGAGGGAGUUUUAAAACUAGACCAUUUUUUAAGGAUGGGAAGAUAAGGGGCUCGGUGAGUUGCUGCUUAUUCUAAUCCAUCUUAUUGAUUUUAGACAACUCAAACUGGCCAUUAGCGUGGAAUAUACGUACACGCUGAUUAUAUUAGCAUCAAUUUGACAACAAUAGUUCUUCAAAUCACCCCAAGCUGUCCAAACCUGGAAUGAAUAUAAAAAGAAAAAACAGAAACUCCGAAAAGAUCCGCAAUAUAAGAAAUAUGCUCCCCAAUUAAGUUUCUCAAGCUAUUAUAAGUAAAUGUUUCCUCGGUCUUCACACUCUAUACUAUAGGGAUUUUUGAGGUUAUAAUUUGAAGGAGAUGUAAUUUAUUUCUUCCUUCUUGAAAAAAAUGAGGUACAGUUUGUCACUGCUGUCGAAGCAGCUGCUCAAGGGAGAGUACUUGGUACAUAAAGCUCAGUCUUAGGUGGCCUAAUUAGUUCUCGACUUGGGUGGUUACAGGUGAGGUUUCAGAAGGUAAAGAAACACAAAAAAGGAAUUUUCUAACGAUUAGCCAAUUACAUUCUAUAACAUAUAUAAUGAUAAUAUAAAUGAUUGGACUAAGUGUAUUGCCAGCCAUUUAUUUGGUACUAAAUUUGACUAUAAUUUUAAUGGUUUUCUGCCACAAGUUCCCACUCUAAAUAUAUUAAAAACUUGGGAAUCCUUUUUGGAAAGACCAAGGUGUUAUAAGUUUAUGCCAAAAAAUAAAAGGUAGAAAAUUUCCUAACUUUCAUUUUAACCAGAGAUUUUUUUCUCUUCCAGAAACCUUUGAAAUCGCCAUCUCUUUCUUGUUUUGAAUUGCCGCCAUAGGGAAUUUGAGAAUUUUAAAAUAAUCAAUCAAGAAGGCGAUGGCGGACACUUUCUCCCAAGCUGCAGCUGUGGAGCUCUGCUACGAGAACGUGAAUGGAUCCUGCGUGAAAACCCCUUACUCGCCAGGGCCCCGAGCAGUUCUGUACGCCGUCCUCGGUGUGGGGGCCCUGCUGGCCGUGCUGGGAAACUUACUGGUCAUUAUUGCCAUCCUCCACUUCAAAUAGCUGCACACACCUACCAACUUCCUGAUCGCGUCCCUGGCCUGCGCUGACUUCUUGGUGGGGGUGACAGUGAUGCCCUUCAGCGCCGUGAGGUCUGUGGAGAGCUGCUGGUACUUUGGGGAGAGCUAUUGUACAUUUCACACGUGUUUUGAUACUUCCUUCUGCUUUGCUUCUUUGUUUCACUUAUGCUGCAUCUCUGUCGAUAGAUACAUUGCUGUUACUGAGCCUCUGACCUAUCCAGCCAGGUUUACUGUCUCCGUGUCGGGAAUAUGCAUUAUUCUCUCUUGGUUCUGUUCGCUCACAUACAGCUUCUCUGUCUUUUACACGGGGGCCAAUGGAGAAGGCAUCGAGGAGCUAGUAGCUGCUCUCACCUGUGUAGGGGGCUGUCAGGCUCCACUGAAUCAAAACUGGGUGCUCCUGUGUUUCCUUCUCUUCUUUACGCCCACCGUUGCCAUGGUGCUUAUAUAUGGUAAGAUAUUUUUGGUGGCUAAACAUCAGGCUAGGAAGAUAGAAAGUGCAGCCAGCCAAGCUCAGUCGUCUUCCGAGAGUUACAAGGAAAGAGUCGCAAAGAGAGAGAGAAAAGCUGCUAAGACGUUGGGUAUUGCUAUGGCAGCGUUUCUUGUCUCUUGGCUACCGUACAUUAUUGAUGCCAUGAUUGAUGCUUAUAUGAACUUUAUAACUCCUCCCUAUGUUUAUGAGAUUUUAGUGUGGUGUGUUUAUUAUAAUUCUGCUAUGAACCCCUUGAUAUAUGCUUUCUUUUACCCGUGGUUUCGGAAGGCAGUAAAACUUAUUGUAACUGGCAAAGUCUUAAGGAGUGAUUCAUCAAUUAUUAAUCUGUUUUCUGAGGAAGCAGAUAUAGAUUGAGAAGAUUACUGCAGGGAUUUCAAAACCAACGUGGAAUGAAGGUCAAGCUCAACAUUGACCACUUGGCUCUAGAGGGUCAAGUGUCA
Equus caballus (horse) is the source of this 2196-nucleotide messenger RNA. Its product is annotated as trace amine-associated receptor 9-like. Gene Ontology annotation, biological process: G protein-coupled receptor signaling pathway. Lineage: Eukaryota; Metazoa; Chordata; Mammalia; Perissodactyla; Equidae. The record is from RefSeq and is a predicted model, not a curated record. Gene Ontology annotation, cellular component: membrane. Gene Ontology annotation, molecular function: trace-amine receptor activity.